AUGCAGGUGCUACAGGGCGCGCCGCAGGUGGUGCAGCUGCACGACGUUAUCGAGGACGAACAGGCCGUCCACCUCAUCAUGGAGCUAUGCGAAGGAGGCGACCUGUUUAAUCUCCUCCUGAUCAAUGGCCGAUUCCCGGAGCGCACGGUGUCGCACGUGGUUAAGUUGGUCGCCGAGGCGCUCAUUGCCUUCGAGCGCGUCGGUCUCGUGCAUAGAGACUUGAAGCUCGAAAAUAUCUUCGUUUCCGAGAUCGCUAGCACGGAAAUCACAUUUUCCGCGAAAAAUCGCGGGGACAGAUCUGGCGACGGCUCUCACGGCUACUCUUCUCUGUGCGUUAAACGUAGCAUCCAUGGGUGCUAA
Molecule: messenger RNA, 360 nt
Organism: Closterium sp. Naga37s-1
Lineage: Eukaryota; Viridiplantae; Streptophyta; Zygnematophyceae; Desmidiales; Closteriaceae
Source: the annotation of a GenBank genome assembly